AUGUCAGUGAAAGAGGCCCUAUGUAUUGUGUCGAAAGUUUUCGAAGGGAACAAGAAGGAUUUAAGAGAAUUUAUCGAAAACGUAGAUGCAGCUUUUGAAUUAGUAAAGCCUGAGGAACACGAAACGUUAUUGAAGUUCGUGAAAGCAAAGAUAACCGGUGAGGCCAGGUCGAGAUUGCAGGUGCGUGAACGCACAGGUACGUGGCAAGAGGUGAAACACGUUUUAGAGGAAAAUUAUGCCAGUAAGCGUACUAUAGACUACUACGCAUGUAAAAUUUUCCAAGCCAGACAGGGACAAGGGGAACCGAUAGCAAUGUGGGCAAGCAGAAUUGAUGAAAUGCAGAGAGACUUUCGCGAAGCGGUAAACAGAGUUACGGCCAGAGAAAACUUGAAAGGUGCAAUAGAACUAGUUGACUCCUUAGGAAGAGCGUGUUUUAUACAGGGUUUAAGUAAUGACAGAAUACAAACAAUAGUGAGAAGCAGAGGCGAUGAAAUCACGUUGACAGCCGCAGUGGAGUUGGCACUGCAGGAGGAGAGUGCGAUAUUGUCCAUGAGAGAGCGGGGACUAGCCCCGAGGGUCGGGAACGACUUCGCCAGCGACCCCGACGCGAAAGCCGGCGUCCGGUCUGACGCAGUUGCGGCGAACUUCACACUGGCGGCCUACGUCAUUGACGACGACCACAUACAGCGGGUCCACGAGCAAUUGCCAACCUUCCGCGUCGCAAGGGAGGAAGGCGACGUUAUCGAGCAGAUAACGGAGGAGGAAGUUGCUGUGCAGCUUCGCUCGCUGAACUCCAAGAAGUUGAGGCAAGUGUCGCUGAAGCGCAACUCCGGCGUGUCGGGUGGUCAGAGCGGGCAGUGGCAGAGGCAACCAGCAGCGAGGCGGGAGAGCUGCACCGGCCGCGGCUGUUCUGCUGCAGGCGAGCCAACGAGCAGCCUACAGCCGGCUGCGACUGCUGUCUGCUGCUGUGUGGCGCUCAUUAACGCCGGCGGCUGUGGCUGUGGGGAAGGGGCGGGACCGGGAGGCCUGUCUCAUUAG
Schistocerca piceifrons (Central American locust) is the source of this 1038-nucleotide messenger RNA. RefSeq lists its product as uncharacterized. The record is from RefSeq and is a predicted model, not a curated record. NCBI's taxonomy places the organism in Eukaryota, Metazoa, Arthropoda, Insecta, Orthoptera, Acrididae. The coding region runs from base 1 to 1038 and encodes 345 amino acids. The transcript is spliced from 3 exons.